CGGCAAAACGCCUGGGGAAUUGUAGGGAAGAGGAAGCCAGCCGGCUCUCUGUCUGCCUGCUCCAACUUCCUGCUCAGAAAGAGAAAAAGAAGCCAGGAUCCUAUUUCAGUCCAGCAGAGCCGUGUAGCCUAGCUAGACGGUCAGUCAGUCAGCAUGGAAAAACAAGGGGUCAUACACAUAUCAUCAUAAACGUUUUCAAGGACUGGAAGGAAAGGCAAACAAGAGAUCGCAGGUAUGGACAGUGCCAUCACGUUGUGGCAGUUCCUGUUGCAGCUGUUGUUGGACCAGAGCCACAAGCACCUGAUCUGCUGGACGUCGAACGAUGGGGAGUUUAAACUGCUCAAGUCUGAGGAGGUGGCCAAGCUGUGGGGGCUCCGCAAGAACAAGACUAAUAUGAACUACGACAAGCUGAGCAGAGCUCUGAGAUACUACUAUGACAAGAACAUUAUCAAGAAGGUGAUCGGACAGAAGUUUGUCUACAAGUUUGUCUCGUUCCCGGAAAUCUUAAAGAUGGACCCAGCAGCAGUAGAGAUGGGCUUGGCUUCCGGUCGGGUGACGCUCCACGAAGACCAGGACAUCCAGGACCUGGAUGUAGAGGAGGAGGAGGAAGAGGAGGAGCUACAGCAGCAGCAGAGGAGGGCCCUGGGGGCGGCGUUGGGGGCGGCUGCGGUGGCCCAGCAGGCUGCGUGUCAUAACAAGUACUUCGGCUCUGGCCUCUACUCCUCCUUCAGCAUCAACACCCUCCAUUCUCCUCCAGAGGAGCUGCUCCGGGCCCUGAGGGAGAGACAGCAGGACGAGGCCCGCUCCGGAGUCAUCCGAUUUGGGACGGGUACCACCGAGAGUACUCCACCCUCACCGUCCCUCAUCAACCCUGAGCCUUCAUCACAAUCCUUCAGCACCCACAGGCCAUUCAAACCCUCCUCUCUCCACCAUUACACCCACCACUCCCCGCCCUCCUCCUCCCCCCACAGCCAUAACCCCCAGCCAGGGCCAGGCCGAGGAGGCUGGAGCCCAGAGGCUGAAGAGGAGGAGGGGGAGGACUCAGACCAGGGAGCCCAGCCUCUGAAUCUCUCUUCUGGGCAUAGAGAGAGAGAGCAGGCCCUGCAGCCUCCGGAGAAGAGGACCAGUGGUGGUAGUAGUCAUGGAGACAGUUGUCAUGGACUCCCACCCAAAACCAAUAAGCCCAAAGCCCUAGAGAUCUCCGCCCCCUCCCUGCUCUUGACAGGAAGUGACAUCGGCUCGAUAGCCCUCAAUAGCCCCUCCCUACCGUCCGGAUCCCUCACCCACGCCUUCUUCACUGCACAGACUCCAUCUGGUCUGCUGCUGGGCCACAGCUCUCUGUUAUCAGGUGUCCACUUCUGGAGCAGCCUAAGUCCCGCAGCCCCUCUGAGCCCGGCCAGGCUUCAAGGACACGGAUCACUGUUUCAGUUCCCCAGUCUAAUGAAUGGACACCUCCCCCUGUCAAACUUGGACGGGUCCCCCUCACCUCUGCUCCUGUCCCCUGCCAAUCACAAGUCAUGAUUCAGGCUCUCAAAACCCAAUGCAGCCCAUUGGACCUACUGCCACAUGCAUCAGCAACUCUUCAUUGUGAAUUCCCAUCAGCCUUCACUUGAUUUUCCUCCAAAUGAUUUGGAGUCUCAAC
This is a messenger RNA of Oncorhynchus tshawytscha (Chinook salmon), 1642 nucleotides long. Its product is annotated as ETS domain-containing protein Elk-3. Gene Ontology annotation, molecular function: sequence-specific DNA binding; DNA-binding transcription factor activity, RNA polymerase II-specific. The transcript has 5 exons. Bases 235 to 1521 code for a protein of 428 amino acids. Lineage: Eukaryota; Metazoa; Chordata; Actinopteri; Salmoniformes; Salmonidae. The record is from RefSeq and is a predicted model, not a curated record. Gene Ontology annotation, biological process: cell differentiation; regulation of transcription by RNA polymerase II. Gene Ontology annotation, cellular component: nucleus.